CACACACACACACACACAAUAGAUGUAAAGAAGUACACAAACGGUGUGUAAUGCUGCCUCGCUUUACAUGUAAUCCCAUUUAAAGUGAUUGCCACAGGGGCUAAUCUGACAUUUGGAGAGCAGUUGCAAACAGAAGUGCAGCAGAAUGAUGAAGAUCACCUUCUUUCUGAUUCUACUUGCUGUUGUUGACGUGGUCUCUUCCAGCAAAAAUGAUAUCAGCAAUCGGGAAAAGCGGGAUGCUGUUCUCAUUCGUUCAAAGAGAAGAUGGGUUCUGUCCACCAUCGAUGUGGAAGAGAACAUGCCUGGACCGUAUCCCGCUAUAGUAACAACGCUGUACAAUGACAAAAAGGAGGACACCACUGUCAAGUUCCGCAUCAAAGGACAAGGGGUGACAGAGAAACCAUUUGGUUUGUUUAGCAUUGAUGAAAACAAGGGGACUGUAUACGUACACCGGCCCAUCGACAGAGAAGAGUACCCCUUGUUCCACGUGGACUUUGAUGUGCUGGACAGGAAAACUGAUGCCACUGUGGAUAAAACACUGUCAUUUAAUGUAGAAAUAAAGGACAAAAAUGACAAUAGUCCUGUGUUCAAUACAAACCCUAUCAGCGUAAAAGUUCCAGAGAACACGCCUGAAGGCGUACUCCAAGCAACAUUACAAGCCCAUGACAAUGAUCAGAAGGAUACUCUUAAUUCCCAGUUCAUCAUGACGGUGGUGUCACAAGACCCUGCCUCACCAAACAUUACCAUCAGGGACAUGCAUAGGACAAGUACAGUCAAACAGCUCGCCUUCACAGGAUGCUUUGAUUAUGAUAAAGCAAAACAAUAUAAAGUGCUAGUUGAAGCGAAGGAUCAAGGUACACCUCCAAUGUCUUCAACUGCAACUGCCAUUCUUGAUAUCACUGAUUCUAACACCCAUCCCCCAGAAUUCAGUUCGGCCACGUACAACACUGAAGUGAUGGAAAUGGAAUUAAAAGAGAUUCUAAGAAUUGGCAUAAAAGACAUGGACACACCAAACACGCCUGGUUCAAGAGCGGUGUUCUCCAUCAAGAAGGGCAAUGAGGAAAACAAUUAUAAGAUUGAGACAGACCCCAAAACCAAUGAAGGUGUGCUGUCUGUUGUCAAGGGGAAGAAUUUCCUGAAAACUGAGAUCAUAGAGCUGGAGAUAGAAGUUGAGAACGAGGAGCCAUUAUUUCAGUGUGUUAACGGAAAGCCCGUAACAGGUACCAAACCAAAACCAAACACUGCCAAAGUGGCAGUGAAAGUCAUUGAUUCGAACGAUCCCCCCGUGUUUAAGAAUCCAACAGAAAAAGUCUACCGGAAUGAAAAUGGAUCUAUAGGGGAUGUGCUGUUCGUGCCCGAGAUCAAAGAUGAGGACUCAGACAUUAGCAAACUCAGGUAUAAGAUAGUACAAGACCCAGCCCAAUGGGUGAGUGUGGAUCAGAAGACAGGAAAGAUCACAACAGUUGAAACGAUGGACCGGGAGUCUCCAUUUGUCAAAAAUGGCAUCUACACAGUCGAGGUGCAUGCUAUAGAUGAUGGACAGCCUCCAGGUACAGGUACAUGUACCGUUUUGGUCCACCUAGGCGACUUAAACGAUAAUGCUCCCCAGCUCAUCUCCAAAAAUACGGUCAUGUGCGGGAACAAAGUCGAUCGUGUGGAUGUGUCACCAAGUGAUCUUGACGACGCUCCGUAUGCAAAUCCUUUUACCUUCUUUCUGGGAGGAGAGGAAGAGCUGAAGAGCCUCUGGAAGCUGGAUCCCACCACAGGAACAAACACCUCUCUGAUCAGUUUGACGAGCCUGCCGUAUGGAAACUACACCAUUCCUCUGAAGAUCCAGGAUCAGCAAGGGCUGCAAGCAGAACACGUUCUUCAUGUGGUUGUGUGUGAUUGUAUAGGGAGGACCAACACGUGUCGUGAUCGUCUGCCUCACUCCAUAAGACUGGGUCCAGCAGCCAUUGGUCUCCUGUUUGCUGGACUUCUCCUAAUGGCCUUUCUACUCCUUUGUUUCCACUGUGACUGUAAAAGCAAAAACUUUCACCACAUUCCUCUGAACCUGCAGGAGGAGGGCAUCCAAACCCUUGCCAAAUACAAUGAGGAGGGAGGAGGCUCAAUCUAUAAGCCUAAUAAAGGGUUUGCUUCAAAUGCCAGUUGGAAGGAAAACUUCUUUUCUUCUGCACCGCCUGAGUACCUGCUUACUGAUGUAUACAGGAACGAUUUGAGAAGCUCUUCAGGGUAUGGCGUUCAGAACAACUGGCAGGAAAUGUACAGUGGUGGAGGAGUGAUGAACAUGCAACAUCACAACAUGUCAAUGGUUCGAAGGGACAAGGAAAGCUUUAGGAAUGAAAGCCGCCGGAUGUCCCGCACACACAGCAUUGCUCGGACAGAGAGGAACCUGGCAGAACACAUUGACAGGAAAAUCAGUGGGAUUUUGGAAGAGCAGAGGGACUUUCCAGCUUAUUGCCCGUAUCAGUAUGACUAUGAGGGGGGCGGUAGUGACUGCCACUCACUGGAUCAGCUGACUAUCAGUAACCACGGUGAUAACCUGGACUUCCUGCACAACAUCGGGCCCAAGUUUAACACUCUGGGUGGGAUCUGUCAACAGUCAGUGGAGAGUCGGAAUAUCCGGCUGUGAAAAUGGAUGAAAAUUUGAGGCUUUAUAUCCUUCCACAUUUCUAUAAUGCUUCUUGCUACAAAUGGGUUCCAAGGAUUUUUCUUUCUUGUUUCUUUUUUUUUUUUUU
Messenger RNA from Carassius carassius (crucian carp), 2738 nucleotides. Its product is annotated as cadherin-like protein 26. The transcript is spliced from 19 exons. Gene Ontology annotation, biological process: multicellular organism development; calcium-dependent cell-cell adhesion; cell-cell junction assembly. Gene Ontology annotation, cellular component: catenin complex; adherens junction; plasma membrane. The record is from RefSeq and is a predicted model, not a curated record. Gene Ontology annotation, molecular function: calcium ion binding; cadherin binding. Bases 146 to 2632 code for a protein of 828 amino acids. NCBI's taxonomy places the organism in Eukaryota, Metazoa, Chordata, Actinopteri, Cypriniformes, Cyprinidae.